AUGGAGCUGGUACCUUACUCCAACAUUGUUGGCAACAUGAUGUACAUGAUGAUUUGUACACGGCCGGAUAUUGCCCAUGCUAUCAGCACCACAAGUAGAUACAUGGCUGGUUUUAGAAGACAACAUUGGAGUGCUUUGAGGUGGUGUUUGAGGUAUCUGAAGGGAGCUGACAAGCUUGGUAUAUUGUUCACAAGAGCAGGUGGAGCAGAGAAAGAGCCUCUUGUUGGUUUCUGCGAUUCAGACUAUGCAGCCAAUCUUGACACAAGAAGGUCCCAAACAGGAUAUGUCUUCACUCUAUUUGGGUCAGCUGUGUGUUGGAAGUCAAGUUUGCAGAAUGUAGCAGCUUUAUCGACCACGGAGGCUGAAUACAUAACGCUCACUUCGGCUGUCAAGGAGAGCAAGUGGUUGAUGGGGCUGAUUUCUGAUUUUGGCAUCAAGCAAGAUGGAGUAGCAAUGCAUUGUGACAACAAUGGAGCUAUUUGCCUAGCAAGGCAUCAGAUGUUCCAUGAGCGUAGUAAGCACAUAGAUGUGCGACUACACUUCAUCAGAGAUGAGGUUGAGAGUGGGAGGGUUCGUGUGGUAAAGAUUGACACCGCACACAACCCGGCCGAUAUGCUAACAAAGCCCCUCAGUAAAGAAAAGUUUGAAUAUUGUUGUCGAUUGAUAAAUAUACUGCUGAUUUUUGAGAUGGUUGCUGGAUCACCCAAGGUGGAGAUUGUUAGAGUUUGUGGCUGA
This is a messenger RNA of Salvia splendens (bonfire salvia), 735 nucleotides long. RefSeq names its product secreted RxLR effector protein 161-like. The coding region runs from base 1 to 735 and encodes 244 amino acids. The record is from RefSeq and is a predicted model, not a curated record. NCBI's taxonomy places the organism in Eukaryota, Viridiplantae, Streptophyta, Magnoliopsida, Lamiales, Lamiaceae. The transcript has a single exon.